Molecule: messenger RNA, 1764 nt
Organism: Lotus japonicus
Lineage: Eukaryota; Viridiplantae; Streptophyta; Magnoliopsida; Fabales; Fabaceae
Product: phenolic glucoside malonyltransferase 1-like
Exons: 1
Coding region: 90-1451 (453 amino acids)
Source: RefSeq, a predicted model, not a curated record
GGGAAGAUAACCAAAAAUCAGAUCCUGCCUUCCCACUAUAUCAAUAAACAAAACUACACGGUGACUAUCAACUUUCCAUUUCUGAUCUCAUGGCGCAACAAAUGAAACUUCACCAAGUUUGUUCGGUGGCGCCGCCGCCACAAGAAACCAGUACUCCAUCCUCUCUUCCCCUCACAUUCUUCGACAUUCCAUGGCUAAGAAUCCCUCCCGUGGUGCGUCUUUUCUUCUACGAGUACCCCAACUCAACAUCUUCCUUCUUUGACUCUGUUCUUCCAAAACUCAAACACUCCCUUUCACUCACUCUCCAACACUUCCUCCCUCUCGCUGGUAACAUCAUCUGGCCGCAUGAUUCCUCCAAACCAAUCAUAAACUAUGUCCCUGGUGAUGCUGUUUCCUUCAUUGUAGCUGAAUCCAAUGCUGAUUUCAACCAUGUAUCCUCCAACUUCUGUGAAGGUGAACAACGCCACCCCCUCAUAUCUCGCCUCAACACGUCCCAUGAAAAAGCCUCUGUUAUGGCAUUCCAAGUCACUCUCUUCCCAAACUCUGGAUUUUCCAUUGGGAUAACCACACACCAUGCAGUCCUUGAUGGCAAAUCCUCCAUGCUGUUCAUCAAAGCAUGGGCCUAUGCUUGCUCUAACCUCAAAGAUCAGCAGCACUCUUCAUCAGUUUCACUCCCUGAGAAUCUAACACCUUUCUUUGAUAGGUCAGUGAUCAAAGACCCUUCAGGGAUGGGCGAGGUUUACGUGAAGGGGUUGUUGAAUCACGGUGGAGAAACCAACAAUCGAAGCUUAAAGGUGAUGGAUGUGAUUGGUGGUGGUGCAGCACGGGAGGAUGCGGUGAAAGGCUUGUUUGAGUUCACCCCUUCACAUAUCCAAAAGCUUAAGCAACAUGCAGAGUUCAAGACUGAAAAUAACAAGGUUCACUUGUCAUCAUUUUUGGUAGUGUGUGCUCAUUUGCUGGCAUGUGCAGUCAAGGCAGAACAACCUAAAUCUAAUAGAGUAGCUUGUGUGAUUGGAAUAGAUUGUAGACACCGUUUAGAGCCUCCAAUUAAGCCAACAUAUGUUGGUAACUGCAUUGUUCCUCACAUCGUUGAGGCUGAGACAGGGGAAGUGUUGGGUGAUGAUGGGUUCAUCAAUGCUCUUUUGAGGAUAAGUGAUGCGUUGAGUAGUUUAGAGGGUGGGGUUGUGAAUGUAGCAGAGAACUGGAUCUCAAAGUUUCAAUCUGCGAUGCGUUAUAAGCUGUUUUCCAUUACAGGAUCACCUCGGUUUGAUGUUUAUGGUGUUGACUUUGGAUGGGGGAGGCCUAAGAAGGUAGAUAUGCCUUCUGCCGACAGAGCUGGAUCGUUCUCUCUCUCGGCAAGUAGGGAUCAUGAUGGAGGGGUUGAGAUUGGUUUCGCCUUGAACAAGACUCAAAUGGAGGCUUUUGCUCAAGGACUGAAAUCCUUGGAUUGAUCAAACUUCACGGUUAUGAAGAAAAAAGAAUUAGAUUAAUGUACGUUAAUUAUAUUUCAAGCAUUUCAUGUUCGAUUGAAUUUCACGUUAAUGAUGCAAAAUGUAUGUUGGGUAAACACUCAUUCAAUGUAGACGAAAUAAGUGAGAAAGGAAGAGAAGAGGAUGAUGAAGUAGUGAAUGAGUUGUAUGUGAAGUGUAUGUUUUAUGAUCUUUCCACCUCAAAGAGAGGUGUGAAAACAAUAUUAUUCAUAUUUUUCGUCUCAAUGUUUGUUUGCCUGAAUCUUCAAUAAAGAUUGUUAUACACUUUAGGUUC